AUGUCGUUGCUCUCAUUUUUUGCAGUGGAGUCGUUGGACUCCCGCAUAUCCUCGAAUAGGAGAAAGCCAACCACCACUCAACCAUCACAUUGGAAAACCCCCGAAUUCAAAUUCUACAUGGUUUGUUUCUUAAUUGUCGUUCCUAUAAUGUUCAAAACGGCAAUGGAUGCAAGUAACGAAACAAACCCUAACUAUCCAGUUUACGAAAAGAUGUUGUCAAAAGGUUGGAUUUUUGGAAGAAAAGUGGACAAUUCUGAUUCCCAAUAUCGAUUCUUUAGGGACAAUUUUUUGCUAUUGUUAUUAUUUGUGGCUAUCCAUAAAGCGUUGAGAACUAUUGCUAACCAAUGGAGAAUGUCAAGGCUGGAUUUUGAUCUUAUCUUUGGGAGUAUUUUCUUAGCCAUUGUGCAUGGAUUUAACGUUUUCAGAAUUUUGGUUCAUGUUUUUAUUUCAUUUUCACUAACUAGGAUCCUAAGAAAGAGGCCAUUGUUGGCACAGUCGGUUCUUUGGGUUUACUCCAUCUCAACCUUAUUUAUUAAUGAUAGGUAUAGGCAGGUUAAGUACGGUGAUCUUGUUAGUUCCUUGUCAUGGAUGGAUCAUUAUAAAGGUCUAGUUGCACGGUGGGACGUUUUCUUCAAUUUCACUCUUUUGAGGAUGCUAAGUUUCAAUAUCGAUUACCUACGUAAAUCUCCAGUUGAAGGUGAUAUUCCACUUUCAGUACUAAACGGCACCAAGGCAAAAAGUAGUGAGGAAACAAGAGAUGGAAUUGAUGGAGCCGUUACUUGUGAAUUGAGUGAACGUGAAAGGUUGGAUGCCCCAUUAUCUCUUGAGGAAUAUUCCUUCAAAAAUUACCUGGCUUACUUGUUUUACACUCCUUUAUACAUUGUGGGUCCAAUUAUUACAUUUAACGAUUUUAUUUACCAAAGCAAACAUCCACUCAAAUCAAUCAAUUUGCACAGAACGUUUCUUUAUGGAUUAAGAUUGAUUUUCUGUUUCCUCGUGAUGGAAGUAAUUCUCCAUUAUAUUUAUGUUGUUUCUGUUUCCAAAGCCAAGGCAUGGCACGGAGACACUCCGUUCCAGAUUUCAAUGAUUGGCUUUUUCAAUCUAAAUAUUAUUUGGCUGAAGUUACUCAUCCCAUGGAGACUUUUUAGAUUUUGGUCACUCUGCGAUGGCAUUGAUCCGCCAGAAAAUAUGAUUAGAUGUAUGAAUAACAAUUUCUCAACGAUGCAAUUCUGGAGAUCUUGGCACAGGUCCUUUAAUAAAUGGGUUCUUAGAUACAUUUAUGUGCCACUCGGUGGAUCUAAUCAUCGUUUACUUGGUUCCCUAGCCACAUUUUCGUUCGUUGCAAUCUGGCAUGAUAUAGAAUUAAGGUUAUUGGUUUGGGGAUGGGCUAUUGUGCUAUUUUUACUACCAGAGAUGAUUAUUACAAAAGUAAUGCAUCCUUACAAAAAUGAAUGGUGGUUCAGACAUGCUUGUGCUUUAGGCGCUGUUAUAAAUAUCUGGAUGAUGAUGUUGGCUAACUUAUAUGGAUUUUGCCUUGGCCAUGAUGGCAUGGUAAAGCUAUUAAGGGAUAUGUUAACAACCUUUGAUGGUGUUAUCUUUAGUAUUUGCUCAACUGUUUGUUUAUUUAUUGCAGCACAAGUCAUGUUUGAAUUGCGUGAAUCCGAACAUCAUCGUGGUAUAGACGUGAAAUGCUAA
Pichia kudriavzevii is the source of this 1695-nucleotide messenger RNA. RefSeq lists its product as uncharacterized. The transcript has a single exon. The coding region runs from base 1 to 1695 and encodes 564 amino acids. Gene Ontology annotation, biological process: GPI anchor biosynthetic process. The record is from RefSeq and is a predicted model, not a curated record. NCBI's taxonomy places the organism in Eukaryota, Fungi, Ascomycota, Pichiomycetes, Pichiales, Pichiaceae. Gene Ontology annotation, cellular component: endoplasmic reticulum.